Molecule: messenger RNA, 1854 nt
Organism: Magnusiomyces paraingens
Lineage: Eukaryota; Fungi; Ascomycota; Dipodascomycetes; Dipodascales; Dipodascaceae
Exons: 1
Coding region: 1-1854 (617 amino acids)
Source: RefSeq, a predicted model, not a curated record
AUGUACCUAUUUUAUCUUAACCGACAGCUUGAACUUCAAGCGCUGCUAGUAGUCAUGGACAUUGCUUUUGCAAUUUUUACCUAUCUUUUACUCGAAUUAUUAUCCAUUAUCAACAACCCAGCAACCCAAGUUGUUUCCACUUUCACUUCUCUUGGAGGUAUCUACGACUACGUUUCCGCUGAGUUACUACGUUGGCGGCUGAGGAAAAGUUGUAAAAACCGUCCAUCAUACUUUGUUGACCACGAUACCUCUUCUUCCACAAAUGAACUUUUGACCAGAGAUUUACCAGAAUCCCAUUCAAAGAAAAAUGCUGUUCGUUAUUUCCAUUUUUUAAUUUUUUCAUUUUGCAUCAUCGUAGCAACUUACGGUUCUCAAAUCAUCAGCUUGGUCCUUGCUAAUAGAGUUCAACCAUCAUAUGAAAACAAACGUUUAUCAAUGAAAUUUGCAUCCAUCAAAAACCCAAAUACAACUUUUCAUAAAGAUAAUACCUUGAUCCCGUCGGAUUUUGACAUCAACACUGGAUGGCCGAGAAAUCAAAUAAUGUACAACCUUAAUGUGGAUUAUAAAUAUAUAAACAACUACCAAGACAAUCUUCCUCAGUAUACAGUAGAAGAAGUAGGUAAUGAUGUUUCUAAUUACUUAAUGGGUGGUCAGUUAUUUUCAAAAACAACAAGUUUCGGUAACACUGUGAGUUGUGGGUUUGGCGAUCGUUGGUCCAAUGCUGUUCUCAAAAAGGGGUCUGAGAUCAACAGUUUAACUCUUCCAAUUGUACCUCUUAUUCCGCAAAUUUGGUGUAUAGAUAACGGAUCAAGCAACAAUGUCACAAAUAUGAAUAUGAAAUUGAAUCCUAAUUUUAUGUUUAGUCCUGGUGAAAAUUUUACAUUUUUCGGAAUUGACGAACAGAAUAAUAUAAUUUAUUCAAGCACACUUUCUUAUGAGAAAUCAAAUUAUACACAGAUUUCAGUGACUGGAAGUCGAAAUAUGACACUUGAAAAUAUAAAAGGCAUGUUUUCACAUUUAAACAAUAGUCUUUUAGGGGUUGAUUCCAAUGUCGGAUUUAAUAAGGAUAAUACUGCUAGUGAUUGGGUAGUUUCCCAUAAUAUCACCGAAGCUCUUGAAACUUUUGUAUAUCUUUAUCAGCAAACAUCCAUCAGCUUCACAUUAAUAUUUUUUCUAAAAGAAAAUAGUCCAACAAUAUUACCAAAUGGAACUUUAUACAACCGAGUUUCUUUAGGAUAUCUUUCAACUGAAAAUCAAUUGACAGUCACCCAAGCAUUUUACAGAAUUCGAAGAAUUGAAAAUAACAUCACAGAUCCCGUUAGUAGCAUUAAAAGUCUUUGGGUAAAUACAACCACAGAAAAAGUUCGUUUUGCAAAUGUGCAUAUUCUGCCGCUUGUGGCCAAUAUUAAAACAGGUCCUUUUAUCCAUGGAAUUAUUAGCAAAGUACUUGAUAUAACAGUUGAAGGUAACAACCAUCAAUUUGUAUACUAUGGUGAAAUUCGUUAUAAUGUCACUACCAUUGUUGCUUCUAUUACUGCAGUGGUUACUAUGAGCAUUAUGAUAUUUUUAUUUUGUAAAUGUUUGUUAUUUGUGGUUCCUCAGGGUAUUCCGACAUAUUAUGGUCUCUUGCGUGCUUACCAUGAAGAAAGAAAAGUUUCAAGGGGAGAAUAUCCAGAAAAAAUAGAAUUUAGUAGAAUCCUCGAGGUGGUAGACGAAAGUGCAUACGAAGGAGUUGGGUAUUAUGAUCAAAGAAUAAAGGUUGGGGUAAUCAAUAAAGAAACUUACAAAGAGGGUAAUAGAAAGUUUGGGUUUUUGCGUAAUUGGAUGCCUGAGAAUAUACGAAACAAUAUGUGA